Messenger RNA from Pan troglodytes (chimpanzee), 1887 nucleotides. RefSeq names its product dapper homolog 3-like. Lineage: Eukaryota; Metazoa; Chordata; Mammalia; Primates; Hominidae. The record is from RefSeq and is a predicted model, not a curated record.
AUGGGAAUAACGCCGCCACAUCUCCAGUCGGCAUCGUUUAUGGUCGGAACUACGACGGCCCCGGGACACUCAGCUAAGAGCAUCAAGGGGGCGCCAAGAGGCAAGGGGCGGGGACGGGCUGUGGCUCGCCUCCCGGCGGACCGCCUGCCCUCUCCCAAGAUCCAGCAACUAAAGUUGCUGCAGAUUUUAACUGCAGCAACUUUAAUAUAUGCUAUUGGAGCUGGAAUUACCGCUGCUGCUGGCACUAGACUUGCCCUCCAAUGGAUCCUCGUUAAAGGAUUUAAAGUGGACUCAUUCCAAUUACAGGACCUCGAAAGAGUCCUGUAUUGUUAUUUUUGGUCACUACCUCCUCGGGUCGGGAGUGGUCGCGAGGAUGGGGCAGCAGGGCGGGCGACUGGGCGUGUGGGAGGGAGGGAGCAGCUCGGGGCGGUGGGAGGGGGGUGGUGGGGCGGCGAACCGGAUAUCCCAUACAUCCACACUACACAACACCCCCCGAUGGGCUCACCACUCCCGACCCUUCGCGCCCACGUGCCAGGAGGCAGACUGCCCGACCGGUGCGCGGCAGCCGCGAGGGACCGGUGGCCACUCGCGCGCGGCGGGCGCGGGGCGGCCCCGACGUUUGGGCAGCGAACGAGAGGCGGACCGCGGUGCCCGGGGUCUCACCGCCAGCGGCCUCCAAGCACCAAGGCGGCCCCGCGGCUCCCACACCACCGCCGCCAUCGCGGCCAGCACCGGGAACCCUCUUCCCUGCGCACGCUGCAGGCCGACCCCAAACCUUCCGGGCGCCCACCAGGCCCAUGCGGGGCACCGCCAACCUGGUCCCGAAGGCGCGCACCCGGGGACAUGGACAACGAGCCAACCAGUGGCCGGCGGCGGCGCCACACAAGGCGGAGCCGGGUUUGGUCCCAGACGGGGCCACCACAGCCUAAGCCGGUGAGCCGCUCGGGGAGAGAGGAUCCGCGGGUGGGGAGGGGGGCACAGACAGGCAGGGCCAGGGACCCCGAGGGCAAGGGCACCCGGGAGCCCGCAGAGGGGCGGCUCAGGGAGAAACCUCAGGCAAGGCCGGGCCACCAGGAAAACACGGCCACGGGAUCCCACCGCCACAGACACUAGGGAAGUCCCGUGGUGCCCCGCCUAGGACGCCGGACGGCCCUCGGCACCCACGGAGACCCGCCUCACGAGCCCAGGUCCCGCCAUGGGGAUCCAGAAGCGACUUCAGCCACAAACCCAACUCCAGGGCCACGUUGCUCGUUUCUGGUCCAUCCUCCGACCCGGUCAAGCUCUGGGAGACCGGCGCGCCCCCCACUUGGGACACUUCCCAUGGCCAGGCGGCCCAACGCCCUGCCACGCAAACGCGGUCGUCGGCACCGGUCGCUGCUCCUCAGGGGAGCGGGCGGAGAGCCGGCUCGCAGCGGAGCGGGUCACGAGCCGGACGGAACGCCGGGCACAGCCACCGCUUGCGCAGCCUCCCAACCGCUAGGACGCAGGCCCGGCCUGGCAGGAUCCUCCCCCGACUCCGAAGGGGGAGGCGCGGGCCACACAGUAGGCGACGAGACGCCCUCCGUCCCCACCGCUGAGAACUCAAGUCAAGAGAGAGUCGGUAAAAGACUCUCAGCAUUCUCUCCCGAAAGCAGUGAGGUGGAUGGCGGCGUGUGUCCCGAGCUCCUGUGGUUUCAGGUGACCACGCGUAGAGGAGAGAUUUCCAAUGUUUCCAGAGAGGCGCUAGCCGCAGUCAUUCGGGGCAUCCGAGCACGAGAUGGGGUUUCUGACAACGACUUAAGGGCCAGGAAGGGCCUGAAUCUGCCAAGGCCCGUGUCCCAGGGUGGGGUCGAUGGAACCCAAGGUAGAGGGAGUCAGCGGUCCGCACGGAGAGAGCUCCAGCCCUAG